Messenger RNA from Pygocentrus nattereri (red-bellied piranha), 1391 nucleotides. RefSeq lists its product as uncharacterized. The record is from RefSeq and is a predicted model, not a curated record. The transcript has 2 exons. Lineage: Eukaryota; Metazoa; Chordata; Actinopteri; Characiformes; Serrasalmidae. Gene Ontology annotation, molecular function: oxidoreductase activity. Bases 79 to 960 code for a protein of 293 amino acids.
GUAACAGGAACCAAAGGUGCCGCGUGGGUUUUCGUGGAAGCGGGAGGUUCGAAAUUACUGAGACUUAACUUCAACGGAAUGACUUCCAAUAUGCCCAGGACUCUGACCUCAGUUGUUCUCAACUCAGGAACGGAGAUUCCACUCUUGGGUUUGGGCACAUACAAGCUUCAGGGCCAUGGCCAGUUGUUCCAGUCCCUCAACGCUGCCCUUGACGCAGGAUAUCGUUCCUUCGACACAGCUGCAGUGUAUGGCAAUGAAGGUCAUCUAGGGCAAGUCAUCAGGGAACUGCUGCCAAAGCAUGGCCUCUUGCGUUCAGAUGUGUUCCUCAUCAGCAAGCUUGGACCAGCAGACCAUGGUCCCAGGGCUAGAGAGGGCUGCUUGAGAAGUCUGGAACAGUUAGGAUGUGAAUACAUUGACCUGUACCUUGUGCACUGGCCUGGGACUGUAGGUUUAGAGCCAAGUGAUCCCUUAAAUGCAGAGUAUCGAGUGCAGAACUGGACUGUACUGGAGGAAUUCCAUGCUAGUGGACAGUUUAAAGCUAUAGGAGUCUCCAACUACACUGCAGCGCACCUCAAGGAGCUGACUAGAAGUUGCAGAGUGCCCCCAGCAGUUGUGCAGAUGGAGUGCCACCCAAGGCUUGUCCAAAGGGAACUGAGGGACAUGUGCAAAGAGGCGGGCAUUCACUUCCAGGCCUAUUCGUCUCUCGGAAAGGGCGCGCUCUUAAAGGAGCCAGAGGUGAAGGCAGUGGCCGAGGGCUGUGUCCGGACCCCAGCUCAGGUACUCCUGAGGUGGGCAGUUCAGCAGGGUAUCUCUGUUCUACCUCGCUCUUCACAGCCACAAAGGGUGCAGGAGAAUGCCAGAGUAUUUGACUUUGAGCUGAGUGAAAAGGAAAUGGACAGACUAGGUGCCCUAAACAAUGGGAGGCGGUUUUGCACCAGAGAUUCAACAAAUAUCUCUUAACUUGAACAGUUUUUUUUUUUUUUUUUUUAAAUGCAUAUUAUUAUAAUAAUUGAAGUAAAUUAAGCUUUCCCAAGACAUUUCUCACGCAUUCAAAUGCACUUGGCCAGUGAAGGGAUUCUAAAUCUGAAAACCUUUCAGAUUUCUGCAUCUAGGAUACAUUAACAGCAAGUCAUUCAGAACUGGACCAUCGAGCUUAGACCUGUGCAGGUUGGGUGAAGUCAGCAGCUUAGAGGCAUAAUUGAUAUAAUAAUAAUAAGUAGUACUUUCUGGAUUAGAACUCUGUUUACUGAAUAUUUUAAAACCCUAGUGUUCUAGUUCUGGUUAAGUCAUUAUUAAUUUUAAUUAAUGCAAUUUGUACUGUGCAAUUUGAAAAAGAACGUGUGGCAUGUCUGAUGCCAUUUAGUUAAGUAAGCAAAUAAAUAAAAACAUUA